GCUAAAGUUAAUGUCAAAUUCGUGCGAAUUCGGAAAUAAUCAUUCUAUAUCAAAUGUGUUUGCGAGGAGGUCAAUUUAAGAAUUUUGCUUUCAAAAUGGAAUCAUCUAAAACUGCAAAUAUGAAAACAUCGCAAUUUGAGAUUCUGGUGGAGUUCAUGAUGAAGCAACCAGAUUUAUCCAUGGGGUAUUUAAAAACACCCGAAGCGAGACAAAAAUCAAGACAUUUGUGGACCAAUUUAUCCGAAGUAUUAAAUGCUGAAGGGCCCCCGCAACGUGAUGCAGUGGGAUGGAAAAAGGUUUGGGCUGACUUCAAAGUACACACCAAAGCCAAGUUGAGGAAAAAUAAAAUUAAUUUGUCCGGAACUGGUGGUGGUCCGCCUAAAUAUCAUUCCCUUACUCCAUUGGAAGAAAAGGUCAGUGAGUUGCUCGACUUAGGUCAAGCAAUCGACGGAAUGAAUGGUUCCUUAAGCUUCGGCUUGCAUGAUAUUAGCAGCAUUCAGGAACAACUUGCAGAAGCAGAUGAUGGAGAUGCAGACAUUAUAUAUAUGUUAAAUGACGUGGUUGAUAACUCAGAAAUCAAUUUAAACGAUGUUCUGAGCACUGAAAAAGAAAAUAUCCCACAACAGCGAAUAACACCAAAAAAACGACAAACAUCACUCCUCAAAAAAUAA
Messenger RNA from Eupeodes corollae, 671 nucleotides. RefSeq lists its product as uncharacterized. Bases 54 to 671 code for a protein of 205 amino acids. Gene Ontology annotation, cellular component: nucleus. The transcript has 3 exons. NCBI's taxonomy places the organism in Eukaryota, Metazoa, Arthropoda, Insecta, Diptera, Syrphidae. The record is from RefSeq and is a predicted model, not a curated record.